Messenger RNA from Zingiber officinale, 2160 nucleotides. RefSeq lists its product as uncharacterized. The record is from RefSeq and is a predicted model, not a curated record. NCBI's taxonomy places the organism in Eukaryota, Viridiplantae, Streptophyta, Magnoliopsida, Zingiberales, Zingiberaceae. The transcript has 10 exons. The coding region runs from base 28 to 2160 and encodes 710 amino acids.
GAAGACGACGACGGCGACCGAACUGACAUGAGCUUCCUUGAGCGAUUCUUCCUUGGAGACGACGAGAAGACCGCGACGAAUACCGCCUAUAUGGGGAUCGAGGAAGAUUCCGCCGUUCUCUUCCCCGUCCCCAAUCUCUCCCCCGUCGCCGAUUCAAUCGUCCAUCGAUGCUCUAGGAUUCUUAUGUUGUCAAUCGAUCAGUUGCACCAAUCUUUUGAGGCUGAAGUACCCGAGCAUUGGAGGCAACCAAAGGAUUAUGCUAGGAACCUUGUGGAGUAUUGUUCUUAUAAAGCUCUUCGUAUCGAAGCUAAGCGCUUGGAUCAUCUGGAUGAUAAGGAGUUUUCACUUUUAACAUUUGAUAUGAUGCUUGCCUGGGAAGCACCUGAUACAGAUACUGAAUCUUUACUAAAAGAAAAAGUUUGCUCAAGUAAUCCAGAAUCUGAGGAUGAUGAUGAUGAUGAGGGGUCAUUGUUUUAUGAAAGUGCAACGAGAACGGCCAGUCAGAUUGAUGGAAAGAAGACUGUUGGACUGGAGGCUUUUGCCCGGAUAGCUCCUGCUUGUGCUGCUGUAGCUGAUCCAAUCACUGUUCACAAUCUCUUUGAUGCACUUACUAGCUGUUCAGGCGGUCGACUCCAUUAUCUUAUAUAUGACAAGUACCUCAAAAGCUUAUACAAAUUGCUUCAAUCAAUGAAGAAUGUAUCAGGAAAAUCUAACAAUUACAAGUUUAACCUAACUGAUGGGGAAAUUAUAUUAGACUCUGACACUAAAUCUGUUAUGCAACAUAAUGGGACAUCAACAAAACCUGGAAGGCUGACACUCACUAGCCAUGCUCUAUAUUUUGAAGCAUCAGGGAUUGCUUCAUAUGACAAAGCGGUCAAAUAUGACUUGUCCAAGGACUUGAGGCAGGUUGUUAAGCGUGAGUUAACUGGGCCAUGGGGCGCUCGUCUUUUUGAUAAGGCCGUCAUGUACAAGUCAGAUUCUGUUGCAGAGCCCAUUUUCUUAGAAUUUUCCCAAUUCAGUGGUCAUUCACACAGGGAUUACUGGUUUUCAAUCAUUCAGGAAGUUCUUAAUGCACAUAAAUUUAUAAGGAAGUACAAAUUGAAAAGGUUUCAAAAGGAAGAAGCUCUUUCUAAGGCAAUUUUAGGCAUUUUCAGAUAUCGUGCUGUGAAAAAUCCUUUUCAUAGCACACCCUCACAUUUUAAGAGUAUACUUGCUUUUAACUUAGCUGAAAAACUUCCAAAAGGAGACAAAAUCUUGGAAGCUUUAUAUAGCCACUUGGAGCUGAUGCAGAUGGAAUUUCAGAAUCAUGCUGGCCUUCUGGCUAUAUCAGAGGAGAUGCCCUUAGUUGGUCCACUACCAGAUUCACUAUAUGCACUUACAAGAAUGGGCUUUUUGCUACUGAGGAAGGAAGAUAAUCCAGCGAAUGAUAUUUUGGUUGGUAAUGUUCAUGUUGGUAAGACAUGUCCACUACAAACUGCUGUCAGAGAAUCAUUUUGCUAUUCCAACAGCGUUGAGGCAGCACGCGCAACAUUUUAUCAGGUCAAAGUAGAGGACAUAAAUACAAACUUAGCUGUGAUUAAGGAUUUACUUUUUCCUUUAUCGGAGAUGGGCAAACUUCUCCAGUUUUUAGCUUCAUGGGAGGAUCCCUUUAAAUCAAGAGUGUUUCUAUUUUCUAUCUUAUUUCUUCUUUACAGGGGUUGGAUCUGGUACACCAUGCCAUGCAUUUUCUUUUCUCUUGCUCUUUGCAUGUUCUGGCAUAAACAUCAUAAUAUCGGAAAACCCGCCGAAGUGUUCAGAGUUUCACCUCCACCAAGUAGGAGUGCAGUCGAGUUAUUAUCAAUGUUACAAGAUGGAGUAUCUCAGCUUCAAACAAACGUCCAAACAGGAACUAUCGCUCUUCUCAAGCUAAGAGCUCUCCUUUUAGCAUUUCCUCAGACGACCCCCCAUGUUGCUGCUUCCUUGGUCAUUGUGGCAGUAGCUUUCUCCAUGGCGCCUUUUAGAUACCUUCUAGCUCUAGUGCUUCUUGAGGUUUACACAAGAAGAAUGCCACUGAGGAAACCGAGCAGUGAGAAGUUGGAAAGGAGGGUCAAGGAAUGGUGGAGUCGCAUUCCUGCUGCUCCAAUUCAGAUUGCCAAUCCUGAAUACAACAACUCAAGAUGA